AUGGAGCCCGUGUUUGACCUGGACAGCAACAGCUGCGACAUGUUCGCGCACUCUGACGCCGAGGAGGUGCGCGCGGAGCCCGAGCAGAAGAAGCGGCGGCGGGGGCGUGCACGCUGUGACACGCAGGUGCACGUGGUGAAGAAAACCCGCAGACUGAAGGCCAACGACCGCGAGCGCAACCGCAUGCACAACCUGAACGACGCGCUGGACGCGCUGCGCCGCGUGCUGCCCGCGUUUCCGGAUGAGACCAAACUCACCAAGAUCGAGACGCUGCGCUUCGCGCACAACUACAUCUGGGCCUUGUCCGAGACCAUCCGCAUCGCAGACCUGCACCAGGGCGGCCCCCAGCAGCCCCCCAGCCCGGCCUGGAGCUCCGGCUCCUCCGUCUCCUCCGCCUCCAGCUCCCCGUCCUACUGCUCCAGCCCCGGCAGCAGCCCCGCGCACGACGAAUACAGCCUGGCGAGCUUCAGCUUCGCCUCGGCCUCCUGCAGCGGGUUCACUCAGACUGACAGCCCGCUGUUCCGGAGCAGUGACAGCGGCUCUGCUCACACAGACCCCGGGACAAGCGCGUGCUCCCGGCCUCAGAGACCGUCCGCCCCGCGCUGUUCAGUUCAUUACAGGAGUAACUGUAGUACUAGUAGUAGUAGUAGCAGUAGCAGUAGCAGUAGUAGUAGUAGUAGUAGCAGUAGACUGGACCAGAGACUGGACCAGAGACUGGACCGAGAAUGGAGACUGGACCAGACCAAGACCAGAGAUUGGACCAAGCCCAAAAACUGGACCAAGACCGGAGACUGGAUUAGACCAAGACCAGAGACUGGACCAAGAUCAGAGAUUGGACCAAGACCAGAGACUGGACUGAGACUGGAAGCUGGACCAAAUCCGGAGACCCGAUCAGACCAAGACGGGAGACUGGACAAAGACCAGAAACUGGACCAAGAUCAGAGAUUGGACCAAGACCAGAGACUGGACCAGACCAAGACCAGUGAGUGGAACAGAGACUGA
This is a messenger RNA of Boleophthalmus pectinirostris (great blue-spotted mudskipper), 1002 nucleotides long. It is a transcript of the gene neurog1, whose product is annotated as neurogenin 1. The coding region runs from base 1 to 1002 and encodes 333 amino acids. Gene Ontology annotation, molecular function: protein dimerization activity. The record is from RefSeq and is a predicted model, not a curated record. NCBI's taxonomy places the organism in Eukaryota, Metazoa, Chordata, Actinopteri, Gobiiformes, Gobiidae. The transcript is spliced from 4 exons.